UGCGAUUGUUUUUCAUCUGAGAAAUGUCCCUCCACGUUUCUGAGACAUCUGCUCACUUGUGCGGACAUCUAGCUGGCGUUGGGAGCGUCUGAGGGACGAACAUGGCAGGGGAUCUGGUGAUUGGGAUGCUCUAUAACUUAUUGCUGCCACUGCUCUUGCUCACCGCCUCUUCAUUCCGCUACAAUGGCCUGUCAGUGGUAUAUUUCCUCUUUUUGCUCACCUUGCCGCUGCUGCCGAACCCAAGUCUGGACUCCAUGAAAGGUAAAACGGGUCAGUUCCUGCGGCUGAUCGUCUACAUGAGUUUCAACUUCCUGACCCUUCAGUGCUUCAUGCAGAUCCCCUUCGCCUACAUCCCUCCACACGUUAGCAGCAUAUGGGAAGAUGUCCUCUACCAUUUGGGCAUUGUCAGAUUCAGCUCGGUCGAUGCUGGAAAUAUUGUGCGCCUCCUGGCCCCAGACAUAGGCCUCUUCUUGUCAUCUCUGUUCGUACUGAGGCUGUGCAGAAAACUGCUCCGCCCUCCGCCCCAAGUCAGCCUUCACGAAAACGGAAUCAGGCCGCCCGACCCGGAGGAUGUGGAGACCACUGACACGGAGUCGGAGGGAGGAAGCGACACAGAGGGCUCGUCCUUUGACAGCUCGGAAGAGACGACUGCGCCGGUUCAGACGGGUCCACCGCAGUUUGUCCAGAAGCUGAUAGUGUUUGCGGCCGGACUGAGGGUGCUGCUGUCAGCAAUCAUGAACACAGCCGGGAAAGUGGUGGUGACUCUACUGCUGGGGCUGGCAGGUAUCACGCUGCCCUCCCUCACCUCAGCCGUGUAUUUUGGGGCGUUUCUCGGGCUGGUGUGGUGGUGGGUGUUUGGCCGCUCCAUCAGCAUGCUGCUCUUCAGCUCCCUGUGUGUGAUGAUGGCCAUCUUCAGCGGAGGACACCUGCUGGCUCUGUACCUCUAUCAGCUGCCUCUGUCCCAGCAGCUUGUACCACCAGAUGACAUCUAUGCCAGGUUGUUUGGUAUGACAGGAGUGAUCAGAACCAACAGUUCAGACCCGCACACACUUGGUCUGCACUUACAUGUCAGCUGGCCUGACUUCGUCAGCCCCCUGGUUCUUCUGUUCCUCUACUACACUCUGGUGGCUCUGCUGCACAAAUGGGUUCACAUCACGGAGGAGGAUAUAAAAGAUGAGGAGUUUGAGAGUCCAGUAGAAAGUCCAGACGCUCCUCCAAGCUUCUCCAGGGUCAUCUACAUCUCAGGGGAUAAGAACGAGCUUUUGAGCAGCACAGAUGAGGAAACCUACCUACCAGAGGAGUCAAUGAUUUUAAUGACUGAAACUUCCUGGCAAGACGUCCACAGCAACAAUCUCGAAUCUCUGAUGGGAGAGGCAGGCUACACAAACUGUUACCCUCCACCACUUUAUGAAGCUAAGGACUCGCAGUCACGUGAGACAGAAAGCGAUGGAGAAAUGGGUGACAAGAGCGAGGACGUCUCAAAGAGUCUGACAGAGACUCUGCCUCCCCCCGCGGCCCCGAGUGGUGUGGUGAUGUUUGGGAGGCUGGUGCAAAAACACAGCUACGUCAGUGCUCUGAUCAUCAUGAUGGUGUGGAGCAUCACCUACAACAACUGGCUGACUUUUGCCCUGCUGGUGUGGUCCUGCAUCAUUUGGAUGAUGAGAGACCGGCGGCGGUAUGCCAUGAUGUCUGCACCCUUCCUCGCCAUCUAUGGCACCGUCCUGGUGGUGCUGGGCUUCCUGAGCGGGCUGCGUCUGAGCCGGGCCGAGCUGUACCCCGGGCUGCCCCCGGCCGUGAUAGUGGACUUUGACCUGAACAGCUACCACCCUGCUCCCUGCGUCCACCUGGGAGCAAAGGUCUUCUACACUUUCAGCUUUUGGCUGAUGUUUCGUCAGCAGCUGACGGAGAGACAGGAAGAGCAGAGCUUGAAGGAGGAGUCUCUAGAUGAAGUCAAAGUCAUGCCACCCGAGGAGAGUCAGCAGUCACCUCUGGUAGCGAUGGUGAUCUCAGGUGUGAAGGGCUUCCUGGUUAAAUACUGGAUCCUCUUCUGCUGCUCCAUGUUCUUUGUGGUCAGCUUCUCCGGAAAGGUGGUCGUCUACAAAAUCCUCUACAUUGUCCUCUUCCUCUUCUGCGUUGUUCUCUACCAGGUUCGUUACGACGUGUGGCGUCGAGUCCUGAAGACCUUCUGGGCGGUGGUGGUGGGUUAUUCCAUGGUGGUGCUGAUAGCCAUCUACAUGUACCAGUUCAGAAGCGUGUCUGCGCUGUUCAGACAGAUCAUGGGCAUGUCAGAGGAUGGACUGCGUGACCUGGGUUUGGAGCGAUACGACACGGUGGAGCUGUUUGCGCGUAUUCUUCUUCCUGCUGCAUUCCUGCUGGCUUGUAUCCUCCAGCUGCAUUACUUCAACUCCGACUUCCUGACUCUCACCGACCUGGACAACGUACCCGUCCGACAGAGUUCCAGAGAGGAAGAGCUUAAGAGUUCGGUCAAUAUGAUAUCUGACAUCAUUAAAGAAAACAUUGAACACUUCCAGAAAAAGCUCGUGAAGGAGCAGACUGGAAAUGGGAAAAGCCAAGAGACUCUGGACAGCAUCGCGCUCCAAACCUCUUCAGAAAAAGAAUCCGAGGAUCAGGAGGAGAUGUCAGGAGAAGAAAAUGAACCAAGCAGCCAGGAGAACAAGUGGGUGGUGAUUGUGGACCGGGCGAGCCUGCUCCUCAUCCAGGGCCUGUCGGGGUUUCACCGGCUCCAGGAGCUGAGCUGGAGGCUGCUGGAGCUUCACAGCCUCAAAAUUGUGUCUUCUGGCAUCAUCUGGGUUUCCCUGCAAGAGGUGUCGCUGAUGAACUCCCUUUUUCUGGUCCUGUGGGUGUUUGCACUCCCGUUCCCACGGUUACGACCUAUGGCAUCCAGCAUCUCUGCCGUGUGGGCCUGUGUCAUGGUGGUGUGCAAGAUGUUUUACCAGCUCAAAGUCAUCAAACCUCUCGAUUAUUCCUCCAACUGCACUGCUGGCUUGUUGCCCUCCAACAGCUCGGCUCUGGAUGACGGGGUGGAGCUCAGGGGAAACAUGAUGGAGCUCCUCAGGAGGUCCAUUCUCUACAUCGAGCCCGUCGACCCGGUCUACUGGUGCGGAGCACUGCGCAAGUGUGAAGGCAGGAUCCUCCCCUGUCUGAAGAACCACCUCAUGGUGUUGGGGCUGCUGGUGUUCGAGGCGACUGUCCAUCGCCACCAGCUCUACUUCCGUCUCCAUAACAACCUGAAGCCUCCGCCCUUCAGCAUCAUCUUCCAAGGCAUCACGAGGCAGCACCUGGACCACGGCGUCCUGCCCUGCAUCAAGUACUUCAUCAACUUCUUUUUCUACAAAUUUGGACUGGAGAUCUGUUUAAUCGUGGCAGUCAACGUGAUCGGUCAGAGGAUGGAUUUCUACGCCCUGCUCCAUUCCUGCGCUCUGCUGGCCGUCCUGUCGCGGCGGCGCAGGAAGGCCAUCGGGGAGGUGUGGCCUAAAUACUGCUGCUUUACCUCCGGGCUCAUGGUGCUGCAGUACCUGCUCUGCAUCGGCAUCCCUCCUGCUCUCUGCGUUGAUUACCCCUGGAGAACCGCACUUCAACCUUUAACCUCUAAUGUCAUUAAGUGGUUUUACCUGCCUGACUUCGCCAUGAGUCCCAAUCCUUCAUUCAUAUUCUACGACCACCUCCUGCUGCUCUGCUCGUCCCUGCAGUGGCACGUGUUUGAGGAGGAGAACCGAGCGGCCGUGCGUUUGCUGGCUGGAGACAACGUGGAGAUCAGCCGCAGUUUGGAUCCGUGCUCCUUCAACCAGUUCAUACCUGUGGACAACUUCCUUCACUGCAGGUCCUACCUGGACAUGGUCAAAGUGUUUGUUUUCAGCUACUUCUUCUGGCUGGUGCUCUGCCUCAUUUUCAUCACCGGCACCACUCGGAUCAACAUCUUCUGUCUGGGAUACCUGGUGGCCUGUUUCUACUUCAUGCUGUUUGGAGGCAGCGUGCUGAUGCAGCCGGUCAGAUACAUCCUGCGACUGUGGGACUGGCUCAUCGGGUACACCUGCUUCGUGAUCGCCAUGAAAAACCUUUUGUCUCUCGGGUCCUGCGCCUACCUGGACAGCCUGUUGAAGAACAGCUGCUGGUUAAUUCAGGCCUUCAGCAUGUUCUGCACCAUCAAAGGUUACGACGUCCCGGUUCCUAAUGAUGAGUGUGAGCUGCCAGAGGGCGAGGCCGGCAUCGUCUGGGACGCGAUCUGUUUCACCGUCCUCCUGGCGCAGAGGAGGGUCUUCCUCAGCUACUACUUCCUCUACGUGGUGUCCGACCUCAAGUCAUCCAAGAUACUGGCCUCCAGGGGCGCUGAACUGUUUGAGGCCAAAGUGAAGAAACUGGUAGCAGCCAGACUGGAGAUGGAGAAGAAAUCUGUGGAGACGCUGAAGAAACAGAUGGAGAAGAUCAAAUCCAAACAGAAGAGUCGACCGGCCGCGGAAGACGAAGCAGAACCUGCUGCUGCUGAUCAGAAGAUGCUGACGCCGGUUGAUGACGAGAAGGCAAAGAAAGACGCGGGGAAGUGGUGGAAGCCCUGGGUCUCUCAGCCUGGAGUGGAAAACAAUUGCGGCUACCACCUGUUUGAGAGUGACAGCGAGGAGGAGGAGGGGGAGGAUGUUGCCGAGAAGAAAGAGGAGGAGGCACCACCGAAGAAGAAAUCCGCUUUCCAGCUGGCCUACGAAGCCUGGGUCACCAGCUCUAAGUCGGCCCUCAAGGACCUGAAGAAGGAGAAGAAAAAGAUGAAGAAGGAGGAGAAGAAGAGGGCAAAGAGAGAGCUGCAGAGGCAACAGGGCAUCGAGAGAGGAGACUCUAGUGAGGAUGAACUGGAAGAAAGCAUAGUGGAGGAGGAGGUGGGAGAGGAGGAAAAAGAAAACAUCCUGCAGCGCGUCAUUAGCACGUUAAAGUUCGCCCUGGUGUUCAUCCAGUCUCUUCUUGACGACAUGACGGAAGGCCUGAACUCAUUCUGCAAAGACAACCUGGACAUUUCCAAAGUGCUGCGCUUUGAGCGAGCGUUACUCGGUCAGCAGCAGAAGAAGGGUAAAGAGGUGAGUCAGCAGAGCGUGAAGCAGUUUUAUGAAAACUGGUUGUCCCGUCAGAACACGCUGUCGUCUCAGGACGACCUGGACGAGUCCUUGCCUCCUCCCUCCUCCCCGCCCACCGUCCCGUCCUCACGUCACUCUUACGCCAAGCUCAAGAACCAAGCUUCCAAAGUGUCCUGGGGCAGCAGCUUUUCCAGCUGUAUGACAGAUGAGACCAUGCUGGGCUCCCGGCAGCCGACGCAGGAGGAGCUAGACGAGCCUCCCGCUUCCCCUCCUGCACCUCAGCUCCUCAGACGCCGGCUCCUGAAGGUGGCCAACAUCGACGUGGCCUCCUUUGAGACUGAUGAACUUUCACCAAGCCAUGAAGAUGGUUCCGGUCAGAAAGGCGACUAUGAACGAGACUCGGAGGACGGUGAGACGCACACAGAAGGUGAGAUGAAACGUGAAGAAGAACAAGAGGAAGAGGGAGAGCGAAUAGAAGAGGAGGAGGAGGAGGAGGAAAGACGACAGGAUGAUCCCGAGGUGGAGAGGGACGACCUGGACGAGCAAACCCCUCGGAGAGAAGAGGAUGACGAUGACCCGCGGUGCAUGUCGCUGGAUCUCAGGGAAAGCGAUGGAGAGGAAACUCCCCCUUCUCCCAGACCUCUGAGCCAAGAAUCGAGGAACCUCACUGCCAGCGAGCUGCUGCUCAACAACAUGUUCGAAAAUGACGAGAUCUCAGAUUCCGACAAGUUCUUCCUGACGCUGCCGAGGCCCCUGAAGCUGCUGUUUGCCCUCUACAACACCAUGGUGUCCAAGUCAGAGAUGCUGUGCUACUUCGUCAUCAUCCUCAACCACAUCGUGUCGGCCUCGUUCCUCUCCCUCAUCCUGCCCAUCCUCAUAUUCCUCUGGGCCAUGCUGUCUGUGCCCCGGCCGACCAAGCGCUUCUGGAUGACGGCUAUAAUCUACACCGAGCUCACAGUCGUGGUGAAGUACUUUUUCCAGUUUGGUUUCUUCCCCUGGACCACCUCAGCCUACCGGGGCAUCAACGCCGAGCGGCCCUUCGCUCUGCCCAACAUCAUCGGCGUGGAGAAGAAAGACGGCUACGUCCUGUUUGACCUCAUCCAGCUGCUCGCUCUGUUCUUCCACCGAUCCAUUCUAAAGUGCCACGGCCUGUGGGACAACAAGGAGGUGGAGAUGCCGGACUUCUUCAAGAAGCUGAAGAAGAAAGCCGACAAGAGGAAGAUGACGAGCGGAGACAAAGAGAAAACUUCACGGCGGCUCAGGUUCCUCCCGCUGCAGGCCUCCACCACCUCCAUGUUCUGCAGGAAAAAAAAAGACGACUCGGCAGAAUCUCACGAAAUUAAGCUCAAGAAGCAGAGCAGCAAGAAGAAGAGACGGGAGCGGCACAAGGCUCCGCUGACCAGGAAGCAGAGGAUGAGACAGCUGGUCAGAGAGAGGAUGCUUCAAGCCAAAGCCACCAUCAUAGAAGUCGCGCUGCACAUCUACUUACCCAUAAGGCAGUUUUUCUACGACAUCAUCCAUCCAGAAUACAGCCCCGUGUGUGACGUCUACGCCCUCAUGUUCCUCAUCGAUGUCGUCAACUUCAUUGUCACCAUAUAUGGAUACUGGGCUUUUGGGAAAUACUCCGCAGUAGCCGACAUCACAGAGUCUCUGUCAGAAGACCAGGUUCCAGAGGCUUUUCUGGUCAUGCUGCUCAUGCAGUUCGGGACCAUGAUAGUGGACCGGGCCCUGUACCUGAAGAAGUCUCUGCUGGGGAAGUGUGUCUUCCAGGUGGUGCUGGUGUUCGGCAUUCACUUCUGGAUGUUCUUCAUUCUCCCCGGGGUCACAGAGAGGAGGUUCAACAGGAACCCGAUCGCUCAGCUGUGGUACUUUGUAAAGUGCAUCUACUUCGGCCUGUCCGCCUACCAGAUCAAAUGUGGCUACCCAAACCGCAUCCUGGGAAACUUCCUGACUAAGAACUACAACUACCUGAACCUCUUCCUCUUCCAAGGUUUUCGGAUGGUUCCCUUCCUGACCGAGCUGCGGGCGGUGAUGGACUGGGUCUGGACCGACACCACUCUGUCCCUGUCCAGCUGGAUUUGUGUGGAAGACAUCUAUGCUAACAUAUUUAUCCUCAAGUGCUGGAAGGAAUCAGAGAAAAAAUAUCCCCACCCUCCAGGGCAGAAAAAGAAGAAGGUGGUGAAAUAUGGGAUGGGAGGAUUCAUCAUCUUUGCCCUCAUCAGCAUCAUCUGGUUCCCACUUCUCUUCAUGUCUCUGGUCCAGUCUGCAGCUGGAGUGACCAACCAGCCGGUGGACGUCUCGAUCCAGCUCAGCAUCGCAGGAUACGAGCCUCUGUUCACUAUGAGCGCCCAGGAGCAGAACCUGGUUCCCUACACAGAAGCUGGAUUCAACAGACUCACUAACAUUUAUGCCACUCAUCCGUCUGCCAUGCAGUUCAUAAUGAACUACGAGGCGGAGGACAUUGUUGUUGCCAAGAUCAAGAGCGACGCCAGUCUGCUGUGGAGCAUCAGCCCGGCCAGUCGAGCAGCCAUGAUCCAGGAACUCAGCAACUCCUCUCAUAUAUACAUGACCCUGCGCUGGACGCUGCUCAGGAAUGCGUCCAUAUCAAUGAACGCAGAGACAGUGGGAGAACACACCGUGAAGUAUAACGACGACGCCUUGAGGGAAGGAAUUGUUCACAUGCUCAAAGGCAACAGCACCAAACCUGUGAUCAUUCAUUCACUGUUGCCAAAGUUCAUCAGGGGUCCCAAAGGACCAGAGUCUAAAAUGGCGACAAGGAUGACAGUGGACCAGCAGGCGCUGUCUUUCUUCAGGCCCAUGUCAGUGAAACUCGAGCAGGUCAACGGGACGUCCAAGAAGGAUGGCGACCAGUGGUGGGUGGUGGAGGAGUGCUCCCCAGUUCUCACCUCCUCCGAGCACAAGUGUCACAGCAUAGAGAUAGUGGUGUUCAGUGAUAAAGUCAGCCCCUCCAGUCUGGGCUUUCUGGCCGGACACGGCAUCGUAGGUCUCUACAUGUCCGUGGUGCUGGUCAUCGGGAAGUUCGUCAGGGAAUUCUUCAACGGGAUUUCCAGGUCCAUCAUGUUUGAGGAGCUGCCGUGCGUAGACAGGGUCCUGAAGCUCUGCACGGACAUUUUUGUGGUGCGCGAGACGGGAGAGAUGGAGCUGGAGGAGACGCUCUUUGAGAAGCUCAUCUUCCUCUACCGGUCACCGGAGACCAUGAUCAAGAUGACCAGAGAGAAGAAAGACAGCUAGGACUUAGCAGCAUACGCUAACCUACAACAACACGGUGAAUGUCUAUUAGAACUUGCUGCUACCUACAAAAAAAAAAAAAAAAAAUCACUUGACAAAAACUUUCUGAUCAUAGACUGAUAAUUUAUUGUGGGAUGUAUUUCCCUUAAUUUGUGUUUUUCUUAAGUCUUUCCAGUCAAAUUCUAUAUGUCUAAUGUCGUGUCAGAACAACUUCAGGUUUAUUUGUUCUUAUCAUCACUGAAUCCAAACUGCAGGUUAAUUAAAUAAUUCGCUGCCAGUUGGUAUUUUACUAUAGUUUAUUCAAUCACUGGUCAAUGCAUGCACUUAUAAUUGCUUUUCUAUAAAGGUUUUUACUGUUGUAGUCAUCCAUUCUCAGACAGAUUCUUAGAAAUCAAUGAAAUGACUGAACUAUUCAUGAUCAACACAAACACCUCUGUAAAUACCACUCAGUAGACUACUGCGCUGAUUUAUUUAUAUCAAAAUAAAAAUGAUUAUACAAA
This is a messenger RNA of Mugil cephalus (flathead mullet), 8827 nucleotides long. Its product is annotated as piezo-type mechanosensitive ion channel component 2. Lineage: Eukaryota; Metazoa; Chordata; Actinopteri; Mugiliformes; Mugilidae. The transcript has 56 exons. The coding region runs from base 102 to 8330 and encodes 2742 amino acids. The record is from RefSeq and is a predicted model, not a curated record.